Messenger RNA from Neltuma alba, 1000 nucleotides. RefSeq names its product UDP-glycosyltransferase 87A1-like. Gene Ontology annotation, molecular function: UDP-glycosyltransferase activity. The coding region runs from base 1 to 822 and encodes 273 amino acids. The transcript has a single exon. The record is from RefSeq and is a predicted model, not a curated record. NCBI's taxonomy places the organism in Eukaryota, Viridiplantae, Streptophyta, Magnoliopsida, Fabales, Fabaceae.
AUGGCAGAUCUACGAACAGUACUUCAUGAAAACGACAAAAGAGUUCUUCAGCUUGCAUUGGCCUGUGUAUCAAGAGUUCCCAAAGCAAGUUAUCUUCUGCUCACCACACUACAAGAGCUAGAACCUGAAACAAUUGAUUAUCUGAAGGCUACAUUUUCCUUCCCAGUCUGCCCUGUUGGCCCCACUAUACCAUACUUGGAACUUAAAUCUGGUCCUAAUGACAACCUUGAGCAUCUAAAAUGGCUGGAUUCUCAGCCACCUGAAGCGGUACUAUACAUUUCUCUGGGUAGUUUCCUCUCUGUUUCUAGCCCGCAAAUGGACGAAAUUGUUUCAGCACUGAACACAAGUGGCGUUCCAUUCUUCCGGGUGGCUCGUGGAGUAGCUUCAAGGUUACAGGAGAAAUGUGGUGAUAAGGGCGUGGUGGUUCCUUGGUGUGACCAAUUGAAAGUGUUGUCUCAUUCUUCCAUAGGUGGGUUUUGGAGCCACUGUGGAUGGAACUCCAUUCUUGAAGCCCUGUUUGCUGGCGUGCCGCUUCUGACAUUUCCUGUGUUUCUGGAUCAGGUUCCGAACGGAAGUCAAAUAGUGAAUGAGUGGAAGAAUGGGUGGAAAAUAGAGAGAUCAGAGUCAGAGAUUGGCGAAGUAAUUGUGAAAAAAGAAGAAAUAUCAGAGCUGUUGAGGAGGUUUAUGGAUCUUGAGGGUGGAGAAAGGAAGCGAAUCAGGGACCGAGCAAGAGAGCCAAGGAGUCUCUGUGUCCAGGCCAUUUCAGAAGGCGGGUCAUCUGAUGGGAACCUCGAUGCAUUUUUACAAGAUAUUGCUAAGUGAUCCUUUGACCAAGCAGUGACCAUUUCUUAAGAGACGUAGCACCAAUUAAUCUUGGCUAUUUUAGGGCUUGAAAUAAAUCAUGUUUUGGGAUUUUUCUUUUUAUUUUUCAUUUUGAGAUGGUAUCAUGAUAUCAUCCAUAUGUAUUCCAGAUCGAUCUCUUUUGACCAAUGAGUUAAUU